Pocillopora verrucosa is the source of this 5830-nucleotide messenger RNA. RefSeq names its product pumilio homolog 2-like. NCBI's taxonomy places the organism in Eukaryota, Metazoa, Cnidaria, Anthozoa, Scleractinia, Pocilloporidae. Gene Ontology annotation, molecular function: mRNA 3'-UTR binding. Gene Ontology annotation, cellular component: cytoplasm. Gene Ontology annotation, biological process: post-transcriptional regulation of gene expression. The record is from RefSeq and is a predicted model, not a curated record.
AUGGGAAUGUUCUUAUCUGACAAGCGCGACGGCCAUGCCAAGAAUGGCCUUUCUUUCGUAGGCCUUUCGCAUCCGAUCCGUCCAAUGAGUUUUCCAUGUGUUCUUGGCAUGAACGAAGUUGGAUGGGAAGAUGGAGCGUACCACAGCAAUGGUAUGACUCCAAAACUUGUAGGACGCACCAGUAAUGGUGGAUCGAAGACGAACAACAGUGGCUUCGAAAUCGAUGUAGGUGGCAAAUCGAACGGUGAAGUGGCAAGUUACCUUUUCCAGCGUCAAGGAGUCGCAACAAGCUUUUCUAAAACAGUUUCAGAAAACGACAAAGGCAAUUUUUCUGGCCAGCGAUGGUCAUCUGUUGGUGAAGGAAUGUCAGAGCAGUCAAAUUCCAAGGAUGGGGAACUGGAUGACAAGUUCCAGAGUUUGUCUUUGAACAACAAUGAAAAGAAAGCUGACACACCAAUAGAGGAGAUUGCCUCUACUGCAAAAAAACUUUGGGAUGUUCAAGACUCUGGUGAGGAGAAUCAAGGGGGGAUGACAUCUGGCAUUUUUUUCGGUGAACAGUGGAGGGAGACAGCCUGGGGGCCAUCAGUACCUCAUAUGGCACAAUCAGAGCAUGCUGUGUCUCAGCCAAUUAUGGUGCAACGUCCAGCCAAAGGAGGAAAUUUCAACAACCCUUCAGAAUCACAGAGUGUUUUGUCACCCAGAUCAGCUGAUGGAGUUGGGCUUAGCAUGGUUGAAUAUGUUCUGGCAUCAUCACCUGGUGGUCAAGAGUUAGAUGCUCAAAUAAUUAAAGCUGGAUUUGGAACAUCUCCAUCGUCUGAUGUUUUGUCUGAUAAAGGAACUAAAUCAAAUGGAGAGAGCAAAGGAAGCAAGGGCGGAUCUCCCUUUGAGGAAGGUGCUGGAGAUGAAGUUAAGCAUGCCCUUCAGGAGGAGCAAGGUCAUGAUUCCCCAACACCUACCGCAAAGCAGAGCACAGAGGAUGACAAGACAUCUGCCUCCUUUAGCCGAACUCCUGGCAGUAGACAACCAUCUCCUACUUCAGGCCCUCAACAUCAAGAUGCUCAGCAGACCACCCAAACACAGCUGCCCACACAGCAACCAGUGGGUCAGAACAAAGCCAAACCCUUCAAACAGUCUGAUGUUAUGGAAGAUAUUGUCACGCCUGUGGCAUUAAUAGAUCCUCUGGAAAGUGUACCACUGGAGCAACUUUCAUUUGCACCCCAGAGAGAGCCUGUGGUGGGUACUCCUACAAGUCCAUCAGAUUUUGUUAUGGUCUCUGGAGCAUCUUUACAAAGCCAUAAUGCUCCCUCUCAGCAUGGUCAGUCACUUCACUUGACACAACAUCAGUUGGCAUUAGCAAUGGCUGCUCAACAACAGCAACAACAGCAACAGCAACAACAACAGCAACAACUUGGAUUGCAGUCUGGCUUGCAAUCCACUGGUAUUGGCCAUCCAAACCCAUACUUCAUCACAGCACCACCAUCCCAAGAUCCAUAUGGUAAUCCUUCACUUGCUGCAGUCAGUGGCGGUGCCCAUCAGGUGGUCCAUCCUCAAUAUGCAGCUUAUAGUGUUCAACCAUGGGGUGUGUAUUCUGCAGCUGGAGCAUCAGGUACAGGAGGAUACCUUCAACAGCAACAACAGCAACAACAACAACAGCAUGCUCAGCUGCUCCGCUCUAACUCGGGUGGGAUGACUGGACGGCCUAUGCAGGGACAGGUGGAGAUUAUUGGGACUCCGCCAUCACACCAGCAACAGGCAAUGGCUGCUGCAUCUUCUGGAACUAACUACCAGCUAGUAGCUCCAGCUGGGGCAGCCCCUUUGGGACUAGGAACUACUGCUUACUAUGAUCAGUCAGGGAACUUGGUGCUAGGGAAUACACAAAAUGUUAACAAUAUGGCAACAGCACAAAUGGCAGCUAGUCAGAUGGGAGCCCUCAGAAUGGUAUCACCAGUAGUGGUAAAUGCCCAGAAUGCAGGUGCCAAUUCUGUCACUGGAGGACGACUGGGAAAUGCCAGCUCAAUGGGUGGUGCAUCAACAUUAGGGCUGUUUGGACAACAGCAGCAACAGCCACAAUUGAAUAGCAGUGCUCUGGGUAUGCUGGGAGGUGUUGUGGGAGGUUCGUCUGGAGUUGGGGCUGUUGGUACCAUUCCAGGUGGAGGAACUAGAAGAGAUUCUAUGAAUGCUACUGAAUAUGGCAAACGAGCAGGAAUCACCCAGUACUAUACAACCCCGGGUGCUGUAAGCAGCCUUGCAAGUUUGUCAAUCUCAGCACAACCAUCUUACAAUACUCCCCAGGAGCUGCCAACACCUCCUCUUCUUUCACAGGGACAGUCAGGGUUUGGUGGUCAGUCAGCAUAUGGCGGACAGUCAGGCUUCACUGUAGGAAGCCCCUUAUCCAAUGGACUCUCUCGUUACAUGCAACUUGCAGCUGCUCCCAGAGAUACUCCUACAAAAUAUCAGGGAUCACUUGGUGGACUAGGUGGAAUGCAAUAUGGCAGCUCAGCUUUAGGUGUUGGUAGCUUUAGAGGAUCAAGAGGUAAAGAAACAGGGAGAAGUAGGCUUUUAGAAGACUUCCGUAAUAAUCGCUAUCCCAACAUCCAGCUGCGUGACUUGGCAAAUCACAUUGUGGAAUUCUCACAGGACCAACAUGGUUCAAGAUUUAUCCAGCAAAAAUUAGAACGUGCUUCUCCUACUGAAAAGCAGAUGGUUUUUCAUGAAAUCCUCCCAGCUGCUUACAGCUUGAUGACUGAUGUGUUUGGAAACUAUGUUAUACAGAAGUUCUUUGAGUUUGGGAGUCCUGAACAGAAGCAUCACCUUGCCAACUGCAUUCGGGGACAUGUGCUGCCUCUUGCCUUACAAAUGUAUGGAUGUCGCGUCAUACAGAAAGCAUUGGAGUGUAUUUCUCCAGAUGUUCAGAAUGAUCUGGUCAGAGAACUGGAUGGACAUGUGCUGAAGUGUGUCAAGGAUCAAAAUGGGAACCAUGUAGUACAGAAGUGUAUUGAGUGUGUUGACCCAUCUUCUCUUCAGUUCAUUAUUGGAGCUUUCCAGGCACAGGUGUAUGCCUUGUCAACUCAUCCUUAUGGAUGUCGUGUGAUCCAACGUAUCCUUGAGCACUGCAUGCCAGAGCAGACAUCACCAAUACUGAAUGAGUUACAUCAGCAUACAGAGAGACUGGUUCAAGAUCAAUAUGGUAACUAUGUGAUCCAGCAUGUCUUGGAACAUGGCACACCUGAGGACAAGAGCAAGAUUGUGCAUGAACUCAGAGGCAACAUACUGAAUUUUAGCCAGCACAAAUUUGCCAGCAAUGUGGUUGAGAAGUGUGUUACUCAUGCUUCACGUACAGAAAGAGCUAUGCUCAUUGACGAAGUUUGCAGCAGCAGUGAUAAUGCCUUGUACACUAUGAUGAAGGAUCAGUUUGCAAACUAUGUUAUUCAGAAGAUGAUUGAUGUGGCAGAACCACCUCAACGCAAGCUGCUGAUGCACAGGAUUCGGCCCCAUGUGGCAACAUUGCGCAAGUACACUUAUGGAAAACACAUUUUAGCCAAGUUAGAGAAGUACUACAUGACAAUGAAACCAACACCAGAUUUCCUCCCUUUGACAAAUGGUCCUUUGCUUUAGAAACAUACUUGGUUGAAGGCACCCAUUUUCUGUUUGUUUGUUUGUUUGUUUGUUUUUUUUUUGCUUAAAUUUUUUGGAGAUGUUUUUAGAUUUGACAUCAUGAAUAUAGAUCUAUUGAUACUGAUCAAAACCUUGAUUUGGUGAAAUAUUUUCAUUCUUAUGAAGCUGUAAAUUUCCUUGUAAAACUGUAAAGAAAAUCCUUUCUUAUAGGUGUUGAUCUUAUAUUUUACUCAAUUUAAAAUCUUUUGUCUCCAAAUCAGUUCUCAUUAUUGACGUUCUCGGUUCAAUUAUUGAAUUUUAUGCAUUGAAAAGCUUCAUCUGUGUGUCAACUGUAUCAAUGAAUGCAGUUAAUUUUUUUUACCUGUAACUGUAUAGGUAAAACGUAGUUGUUGCGUCUUUUUGAUCAAGGGCAGAUUGAUGGUUGAAUUUUAUCAUUUCAAUGAACUUUUAGUUUUCUUAAAUGGAAUAGCUAUCAUUGAUGACAGUUACAUGUUAAAUGUAUACAUUUGCUUAAGUAAUAGUUAAUAAAAAUGCUAGGUCCGAUAAUUGUAGUAUUUCCUUCCGCGUGGGAGGUAGAUUCUUUUUGGUAGAUAGAUAGCACAUGCAUGUUAUGUUAAUAAACAAAGCUUAUUAAUUAGGAAAAAUUACAGGCAGUCAAAGCCAGAGUCAGCAAUCCUGUUAUUUUAAGUGGGUUUCUAAGAGCUGUGAGUGUCCAUCCCUGCAGUAUAGACGUGUUACUAUGAAUCAAAGCCUGCAAAGAUUAUUUUAAAUUUUGUUAGGUAAAUGUACAAUUUACCAUUUUUGGCAUCUGUUUUGACAUUUAGAAACGGUUAAUCUUUUACAAGAUAAAUUGUUUCCCAUACUAGUUAGCAAAGGAAGUACAUGCCUGUCAAUGAUUUUUCUGUAGUUUUCAGGUUGUUUGCAAAAGAUAAGAGUGAAAAUUAUGUAAAGUAUUUAUUUGACGGGAAACCCAAGCCCAUGUAUGUAAUGUUAACAGGAAAUUGCUUGUACUUUAGGUUAAUGACUGUUUGUUGGUAGAGGUUUCAAUACCUUCACUGAAAUUUCAUGAGGCGUAUUCGUUUAUUGUUUCUUAAGUUGGAAUUCCAAUAGUUUCAACUAGAAGGUUGUUCCUUCAUACUUAAGAACUUUUUGACAGUUGUACAUGUUUCACUUACUGAAGCAAAAAUGCUGUGACCAUAUUUGGGAAAGGGAAGGUGUAGCCGUCUUAGAGCGUUUUCACUCGCGUGGUGAGCAGCCUUGUGAAUUAAUUGGAAGAGAAGAAAGUAUUUACAUAAAAAGAGAGUUCAGAUUAUACAAGACUGACUUAGUGUACCAAUAACAGCCACGUGGGGUCGGCCGGAAGCGAUCUAUAGGUCAGGGCUAUGCUCUUCCCUUGCUUUUAGAAAAUAAUUUUUUCGAAUUCUCCCCACUAUUGUAUUGUCUAAGGUGAAUAGGCGAGGUAAUUAGCCACGUGUUGUAACAUUCAAGUUUCUAUGUUUUGUAAGUAUGUAUGUGGAUUUAAUUCAGGUGGCAAACUUCUAUAUAUUUGAUUCAAAGAAUUGUAACAAAAUGUAAACUGUAACAUUGCAAUGUUUUUAAGGCCCUUGUAAGGAAAUUCCUGUACAUUCUGUACAUUUGUAAAUGGCCACUGGCGAGAGCUGCAUUGAAUUGUAACCAGCACACUGUAUAGAUAACGUAAACAUACUUGUAGCGGCUAUCGCAAGUGCAAGUGUUCAAGUGUUUUCAUAAACGUUUCGGGGUCCAUGGUUUGGAUGUUCAAAGGUUGAUUAUCAGAUACUUGUACUUGGGAUGUAUGUCGCUGGACAGAGCAGUUUUGCUUCGGUAAAUAUUUCGUACCACUGUUUAUAUGUAUUCAGAGAUAUUAAACACUAUCAAAACAACAAAGACAAAUAUAUUGUAAGGAUAAUUUAUCAUUUUGAUCAAGAGCGCUUAAAACUUUUUGCCGUUUUAGGUUUUAGGGUAAUUUUAAUCAGACUCGGUUUUCCUUUUUUUUUUUUUUUUUGGAGUCUCACGGUGUAAUGAAGCAGAAAGGGUUAGUGUUUUUGUAUGUUUUCUGUGUAAAACUGAACAAGUCCCGCCUUGUACAAUGUGUGCGGUUGUGUAGAAGUAUGUAAAUGAUGUAAAGAAAGUAGCCUUUUCAAUUCCUGUAUUAAAAUUUAAAGGUGGUUGCACAAAUAAAUGAUAUUGUUUAUCA